CAGUACUUGAAUUUAAAACACAUUCGGCGGACAUUAGCUCCAGUUAGUUUAACGUUCUUCUUCUUUUUUAUCAAUUAAAAAUGACGGAGGAGUCAGCGGUCGCGGUCUGUGUUCGAGUCCGCCCGCUUAUCGAAAGGUAAGAUUUUGAUUGAUAUACAGUCCAUGUUAACGGUCAUUUAGCAGUAGCAUUAAUGUCGACUGUUUGGCAAUAUAAGUGAGUUGAAGUUACACACGUACUGUAGCUUGAAGUGGUGGAUAUGCGUCAAGUAAACGUUGUAUUUUUUCUUCAAACGAAUUAAUUUUAGUAUGUAUUGUUGUUGUUUAGCCCCAAGUGAACCUGCCAUCAAAUUAGUGCUGUCUCAAAAUAAAUGGCUCAUUUUUAUACCUCCACUAGUAAAUAUCCAAGAGGCUACCCCUUUCCUUUGUUUCUAAUAUAUUUCAUGGGCUGAAAAAAACGCUUUACCACCCAGCAAAAAGUUGUUAACAAUUGUCAGCUGUCAGUUGUUGUUGUUAGCUAUACCAGUUGUAAACAAUGCAUAACACAGUAUUUUACCCUUACAAACACCAUAGCACUGUGUUCAUAGUUAGACGUUGGGCAGUACAAUAUAUACCACUUAUUUAGUUUCACAAAAACAAAACAGAAGUGCGGAUAAAUAAUGAAUGGUGGUCAGCCCUUGGAUUGAACCCCCAACCUUCCAAUUGGGAGACUUUACCUUUUACCUCCAAGUGUCACAGUCAACCCUGAAGUGGCUGCCAUAGACUGUAUGGUGGCAGCUUGUCAAGUAGCUCUGUGUCUGUGGUGCUGCUUUUUGUAUUUAUUAAGUACUUUAUGUUGUUUUUUUGUAACUCCUGAAUUAUCAUUAUCCAUUUUGAGCUUCCCUAUCUAUCUAUCUAUCUAUCUAUCUAUCUAUCUAUCUAUCUAUCUAUCUAUCUAUCUAUCUAUCUAUCUAUCUAUCAUAAAGUAUCUGUCUAGAUCUUCACUCAAAAACACAUCAGUGAUUUUCAAACACUUCAUUUACAAGCCUUCACAGAGGCUGUCUUUUAAUUGAAUUGAAAAUCUCUUUUUGUCUUUUUGUUUCAGGGAGGAGAGUGGUGCGUUAGAAAAUGCAGAGCCUGUCCAGUUGUUUUGGAAAGCCGAUAAGAAAUCAAUUCAUCAGAUUGAUGAUGGGAAUUCGACAAAGAGCUUUAGUUUUGGUACACUUUUCAUCUAACCCUAACCCUAACCCUCGGUCUUUGAAGACAUACAUAUAACGGAUUUUCUGUGUGCUUUGAGUUAACGUUGCUCCCUUCUUGUUCACAGACCGAGUGUUCACAGCUGAUGAAACGACCAAUCAGCUGUACCAGACGAUCGCUAAGCCUCUGGUUGUUUCCACUGUGGAAGGAUAUAAUGGUAAGUAAUAAAACCGUAAAGCGCUCAGACCUAUCUCUGUUUCUGUACAGGUUUCAUCUAUGUAUAAAUAUAAAUAUCCUGUGUUUGAUCCCCAGGAACCAUUUUUGCUUAUGGACAGACCUCAUCUGGAAAAACAUUCACCAUGAUGGGGAGUAAAGGCACUCCUGGUGUGAUCCCUCUAGCCGUGGAAGACGUCUUCCAAACUAUUAAAAAUGUAAGAAUCACAUAUUUGAACGGGCAGCAUUUCUUUUGUUUUAUGAUUGAAAUUAUCCAAUAGGUGACUUUUCUUUCUUCCCACAGUUUCCAAAGAAGGAGUUUCUUCUCAGAGUUUCUUAUAUGGAGAUCUACAACGAGACUGUGACUGAUCUGCUUGUGGACAGCUGGAAGAGAAAACCUCUGGAAAUCAGAGAGACAAUCAAUGUGAGUGGGAAUUGGGAUUCAAAGUUCAUCUUCUUUGAAAUAUUGUCUUUUAGCAAUUGCCCUUAAAAUAAACAAUUGGAAAAACAACAUUAAAAACAAACUAAUGUUAAAUAAAUCAAUUUAACAAAAUUAAAGGCCUGUAAAGUAUUAUAAAGCCAUAAUAAACGUAUUAUAAAACAUUAAAUAUUAUGGUAGUAAAUAGAGAAUUUGUAAAGUCUUGUCACAUGAAGACCAUAAAAGCAGAUAUUAAAAUCAGGUGUUAUUUUUGUACCUAUGGAGCACAAAGAAAAUAUGGCGUCUCCAGUAAAAUAAUGUAUUCAUCUGAAACUAUAAUUCCUCUCUAAAAGUCAGAGAAUAGUCGGAUCAAAACAAGGAGUUAUUCAUGUGUUUACUGAUAUUUUAAGCUCAACUGACCCAGAUAAAAGCUGCUAUGAGGUUUGUGGCAUUCAUGAAAAAGACUGAAACGAUUGUUUAUGCCUUUUCCAGUUAUCUAAAGGCAAACUGCCUCAAACCAAAGUGAGUGGGCAGGUGUCAGCUGAGCAGCUAAACAAUCAGCCCUUUUUUUACAGUCUCCACAAGAAAGUCUCUAUACAACAAAAAGACAUCAAAAAAACUUUCAUUCUGCACGUGAUUUAGAAGUCGAAAAAUUACGUUUUAUAGACGUCAUUUUGACAUCGCAUUGCACAGUGGGAUGACUCAGGCAGCAUCUUUUGGCUGAUCUAGUUCAGUCUAAGGCAGUGUUAAAGUCGCAGGGCAGCCAAUUUGAUUUGUAAUCUAACACAAAAGUUACAGCCACAUACAAAAUUACAGAUCAAAUUCUGAAAUUAUCCACAUUCCUCUGAACAUCAUUGUGUCUUCACUGUGUGCAGAAAAACAUCUAUGUGGCUGACCUGACAGAGGAGUUAGUGACGACUCCAGCACAAGCUCUGGCCUGGAUCAGGAAAGGAGAAAGUAAGAUCUCGAUUUUUUAUCACUCAGUUUAAUUUUCCCCACGAAAAGUGUGCUGAAAACUCACCGAUCUCUCUUUUUCUUCUUCUAUCAUUACAGAAAACCGUCACUAUGGAAAGACAAAGAUGAACCAGCGCAGCAGCCGCUCUCACACCAUGUUCAGGAUGGUAAGCCUCCUUUGACAACACAGAAACACAAAUUAUUUUGGGUAAAUUCAGAUUAUUCAUGAUGAGUUUUUCUUCAGAUUCUAGAAAGCAGAGAAAGAAGCGACCCAGCAUCAGGGGAAAAUGCUGAUGGAGCCAUCAUCGUGUCUCAUCUGGUAAACCAUCCACUCCUCAUCCCUGAUCUGUUUCCAUCUUUAGGAAACCUUUCUUUUGAUUUCUUGACUGUGUCAUUGUUUGUAUUCUCAUAAGUAUUUAUUGAUCUUUUUCUUUGUCUUGUAGAAUUUAGUAGAUCUUGCUGGAUCUGAGAGAGCAAGUCAAACAGGAGCUGAAGGUGAGCUAGAAAUUUGGGGAACACGGGGUCAAAGCCGGGGUUGCUUCAACAAGGACUAUAGUCUCUUUAUGUGACUUUUGUAUGAUUGUAAUUUUAACAUGUUAGAAUUCACUGAAUGUAUGUUUUCUCUGGUCCAGGUGCACGCUUGAAAGAAGGCUGCAACAUCAACCGUAGUCUGUUCAUUCUUGGCCAGGUCAUCAAGAAAGUGACGGAUGAAAACCAGAAGUGAGUAAAUAAAGUAAACAAAUCAUACAUGGUGGCCAUAUAUACCUCCCUUAAUUAUUAUUGUAAGCAUCGGUACUCCAGAUGAAACACAUGUUGAUAAAUAUGCGAUAAACUGCUCAUGUGUCUAUAAAAGAAAAUAGGAGGAAGAAUGUGCAGCUUUAACUCACAGAUAUUAAACCUUUUAUGUUUUUUUUCAGGGGUUUUACAAACUACAGGGAUAGUAAACUGACCCGAAUUCUGCAGAACUCUCUGGGUGGAAACGCUAAAACCGUCAUCAUCUGCACCAUCACACCUGUCGCUCUUGAGGAGACUCUCAGCACUCUGCAGGUGGAUAAAAUACUCAGAUUUCUGUCUUACAAACUUCCCUUUACUAACUGUGCAUAUACCAAGACAUGAUUACUGCUUUCUAAGUGGUUAAAGAAACCAUUUUUAACUAUUACAGAAACAAGACAUACAGUCAUACAGAGAAAAAGCAAACAAACACAAAACAUGGUGUCAUUCACAAAGAAAAAAAGAAAUUGAAAAAAGGUCCCUGAAGUUCUGUUGUUACCAAAUCUUGCUUUUGAUACCGAUUGAAUUAAAGGGAUAGUUCAAUUUUUCAGUUUGAAGUAAAACUACAGGAUGUUUCAUAUGCAUCAAUAUUUUUUUUUAGUUUGCCAGCACUGCAAAGAAGAUGAAAAAUGACCCUCACGUGACCGAGGUGUCUGACGAUGGAGCUUUGCUUAAAAGGUAUCGCAACGAAAUCGUCGACCUCAAACGCCGGCUUCAGGAGGCAAGUUUAAACUUUUUUUUCUUUAAACAGUCAUGUUUUGUUUAUUUGUGUUGCACAUUGAGAUAUAGCAUCCUUGCACCGACUAACUCAUGCACAACUUUUUUUAUUGUUUCACCUGCAGGUUUCUUCAGUCACGCAAACUACCGCAACAGAGAAGGAGGUUCUGUCUCAGCUGCUCCAGGAGAAGGAUCAGCUCCAGAGAGAGCAGGAGGACAGGAUCAAAAACCUGACCAAGCUGCUCGUCACCAGCUCCAAUCAGUUCCAGUCAGUACCAAAAGUAAGUCUGCUGCAAAGUACUGCUGCAGUUUGACUUAAUCCUUCUCUUAGUUUCUAUGGUCAUAUUUAUUUACCCCUGUCCUGUUUUUUUUCUAAGAUGCCGAAACGCAGAGUAACAUGGGGAGGAAAAAUGCUCAGACUCGCUCAUCCUUCGGCCUUUGAAGGAGGAAUUUCUGAGCUCAGCUACGCAGAGCCGGUCGGUCGAAAGAGGAAAGCAGACCGCUCCUGUCUGAGUGAGCUGUGUGAAGGUUCGGAAAUGUAAAAUUAAUCCGAUUCAUGAUCAAACAGGAGUGCACUGUACGAUUAAACAAGCGACUGUGUGCUUCAUAUUUUGACAGACGACGAGGAUUUCCAGUGGGAGAUUUCUGACGAGCCUCAAGAGGACAUGGAGAUGAGUCAGAACUAUGUGACAACUCGAAGCUUUGAAGACAGGUGAGUGAGUUUUUAAUGCUCAGUCUUUAAACGUUUCAACACGUCACUCAUCUGUUUAUCUGAUUUGGUGUUUUUGUCCCAGUCCCAAAGACCCGUGGUCUCAAGACUGGAUGCGUGACAUUCAGCAGAAAGACGACGCCUUGACGAAGGUGGAGGCGUUAGACAGCCGAGUGCAGGAGCUGGAACAGCAGCUGCAGACAGAGAGCCAGCACAAACAGGAGGCUCUGGAGAAGGUGGAGACGUUUGAUAGCAGAGUGAUGGAGCUGGAACAGCAGCUGCAGGUGGAAAACCAGCAGAAACAGGAGGCUCUGGAGAAGGUGGAGAUGUUAGAGCUCAGAGUGUUGGAGCUGGAACCGCAGCUACAGACAGAGAGCCAGCAGAAACAGGAGAAGAUGGAGAUGUUUGACAUCCGAGUGUUGGAGCUUGAACAGCAGCUGCAAACGGAGAGCCAGCACAAACAGGAGGCUCUAGAGAAGAUGGAGAUGUUUGACAGCAGAGUGUUGGAGCUGGAAAAGCAGCUGCAGGCAGAAAACCAGCAGAAACAGGAGGCUUUGGAGAAGAUGGAGACCUUUAAUAGCAGAGUGUUGGAGCUGGAACAGCAGCUGCAGGCGGAAAACCAGCAGAAACCGGAGUCUCUGGAGAAGAUGGAGAUGUUCGAUAGCAAAGUGUUGGAGCUGGAACAGCAGCUGCAGAUGGAGAACCAGCAGAAACAGGAGUCUCUGGAGAAGAUGGAGAUGUUGGAGCUCAGAGUGUUGGACCUGGAGAGACAGUUAGAGGAGCAAAGCCACAGUCAGAGCAGCUCUGAUGAGCAGGUGAGCCGCCUUUGUGUCGGACCAACACCUUAUGGAUCAAACUUUUUUAAAUCCAGUUUGGAUGUGUUCACAGUUUUAGGAAUAACCUUGAAACCUUUUUAUUCCAGAUGAGACGAGAAUUUGCAGAAACGAUCCAGCUGUGUGAACAAAUGGCCUCAGAGAAGGUAAAGUGUGAUUGCUGUGAUUUAUAUUCCAACUCAUACGUUUGUUUUUCACUUUGACAUGAUUUGUACAGCUGUAGUCUAUCGAUUCCCUUUUCUACAGUUUUGUCAAUGAAGCAAAAUUAAAAACUGAUUCACCCCAAAACUGAAAAAAUAUGGCAAGAAUAUGGGUGGUCUAUUUCCAUUAUUCUACAAGUUUCUCUGUGGGCAUAGGCAUAACUGUGAAUUGUAGCUGACUUACUAAAACAAGAGUCUCACAAAGAAAGAAAACAAAUAAAAAAAACUCUUGCAUGAAAAAAUGAUCCUGCCAGACCACGAAAAUUUACUAAACUUACAGUCUGCACUACUACACAGCAUUUGUUUAUGUUUGCUAUUUUACCACGCCUGUUCAUUUUUGGGAAACAGUUGGUAUGGUGGUGCGAUCCAACACCAAUAUAUAUGGGGACUCUGUAUAAGAUGAAUUUGUAUGUUUGCAGGACGUGGUGGCAGCUGAGCGCAACUAUCUGAAGGAUGAGCUCGGCAUGUUCAUCGAGCAGACGGAGAGUCUGGAGAAAGAAAACGCCGCUCUGCUGAAGGAGCUGGAGGAGAGGAGAGAGGUGAACGAGUUCGAGACUCUGGAGGAAGAGCUGAGGAACGAGCAGGAGGUAAAGUUAAAAAUGCUUCAUUUGAGAGGCAGAGCCUGAGAAAUCACCCCUGGAGUAGUCUGUUUUGAGAUGUCUGUUUAAAUACAGGGAUAAGACGCUGAGUCCUGUUUGGUCUCCCCCUACUCCUCUAUGUCUGUGACGGGAAGAUGGACACGAAAAAUAAGAUGAUGCUAGAUUUGUUUUUUAUUUCUAUGCAGGGAUUUUUUAAAAGACUUUAAUUUUCUUUGUCUGCUCUUAUAGAACAAACUGCAUGAGGAAAUCUCUUGUUUGAAGAAAGCCAACAGCGACUCUGAGCUCCACUGCCUCGAGCUUCAGGUAAGAUAACAUGCUAAAAAUCUGACAUCUUUAUUAAUAUGGACAUUUGUUUUUGCCAUUUUUACUUAUAAGGCAGAAGUUUAGUUUUUGUCAACAUGAGGAGGUGACCCGUGUGAACCAUUAUAACUGUAGAGGCUGAAUUGUUUACCUGCUAAUAAGAACAAGCUUCAGGUUAGGAUAAACAACAUUCACCUGUCCAGCCGCUACACUGAGAAUCUACCUCCAAAUAAUGACAAGUUCAAUGGGUUUAAAUGAAUCUGUACACAAAUCAAUGCAAAUUUGAUCUAGCUAUUAGUUAUUCUUAUUAAUAGACAGUAAAAUGAUGUAUGUUUUUUUUAUCAUUUGUUUUUCCAGAAAAAACUUGAGUCUCUGUCCGAGGAGCUGAAGAGGAAAAGCGACUUUGCCGAGGAACUCCAGAAUAUGGUGUGUUUGAUUCCUUUCUUCGUUUUCAUCUUAAACAAACACAAAACAGAUCAUUUAAAAAAGGCAUUUUAACGGCAUUUACAAGGAGAUGACUCACAGUUAAACCACCAACAGGAGACAAAUGACUGAAAAACUUACUGAAAUAUAAAACAUGGACAGAGGCAGAGCAAUCGAAACAUUUUCUUGUUUUAAUGUGUAACAUUUUGUUAUUAUUUCAUAUAUAUGGCACUGGGACGAAUGUUCAGACAUGCGCAGUGGGGAGGAGAACCCCCUUAAUAAAUCAGAAUGAAGAGUUGGCAAAAGGACAUAAACGUCAUGUUUAUUGAACAGUAGUAAACAAAUGUACUUUUUCCCAAUAAACAGCAACACGGAAUCAAAACCCCAGGUGAUAAAUACCAGGGGGGCUUUGCUGGGUCAUGUUUGGUCAAAGUGUCUCCAGUUCAGUGUUACAAACUGUCAUUGUGUUCAUGUUUUUUAAUUAAAGCUAAAUCAGUUCCUGUCAUAUUUCCUCUGCAGAACGGUAAAGAUUUGGUGCAGGAAGUCACGAAGCUUCGCCGCUCUCUGGACGAUGCCGAGGGCGUCAGCAGAGACACGAAGAAGGAGUGGGCUCACCUGCGCAGCCAGAACAUCGCUCUGGAGGAGGCAAAUGUGAGUGAAUUUAAGUUGUUUGUUCUUCUCUGCACAAACCUAAUAAACUCUAACAUUUUCAGCUGUUAUUUAUUUACAGUGACAAUUAAUGUGUUGUUUCUUUCUCUGUUUCCUCUCCAGGUGAGUCUGAGCACCAGCCACGAGAAGAUGAAGGCUGAGGCAGAAAGCAUGCGCUCUCAGCUCGAGGCGGAAAAAUCCAGUUUCAGAAAGAUUCAGAGCGAUCUGGAGAAAGAGCUGAACGUCGCGUUUGACGAGAACACCAAACUCACUGCGCUGCUGGACGGAAAAGUCCCAAAGAGUGAGUCUAAAGUUUAUGAAUCAAUUCUUUAUUCUCUUUCAUUUCUAGAAAAUAACUUGUAUAUGUAGACUUUUCAUUUCAUAAAUACAGUGAAACCUUGAAAACUCUGAACAUUUUGUUGGUAAUUUCAGGAAAUUCAGACCCCGGUAUUUUUAGAAACUUCCUGUUAACAUAUGAUUCUCGUUUUAGAGACUGUCUCUGUCGGACACGUUCCCACAGUGUAUCUGAGGGGAACAAACACUAGCGGUCUUCAUAACAUGACAACUCUGAACUGUAAAAUCAGAUGUACGAUGUUCUAUUUCUUUAGAUCUGAUGGAUUCUGUGGAGCUGGAGAGGACGGUGUCCAACCUGAACAAAGAACUGACAACGUCUCGAGCAGCAGAGGAGACCCUCAGAGCCCAGCUGGAGGAGCUCGCCUCUUCACAGGCUCAGCUGGAGAAUCUGAUGCAGCAGGUCAGUCCUCUGAAAGCCCCCCCCACAUGAGAAUAUUAUCUCAUAAUCUUGAUUUAAUCCCGUGGUCUCAUUUUGUGUCAUCAGGUACGUGAACUGACCGAGGAGCUGUGUGCGACCCAAACUCAGAGAGAUGGUCUGAUCUCAGCUCAGACUCAGAGUCAGGAGGAGGCUCAGCAGCUCCGAGACUCCCUACAGGCGAGCCAGGAGGAGAUCCUGAGCGCACGAGAGGAGGUUAGCGCGGCAACGCUGAGAGAGGAGCAACUCAGGGAACAGCUGGAGUCAGUGCAAUCUUCCCUGGAGAACUCUGAGGCUGAGAAAAAUCUGCUUAAUACUGCUGUCGAGGAGAAACACUCAACGGUAAGACACAGAGUCUUCAAAAGGAUGUUUUGGUGACAGAAAGAUGAGAAUAAUAAGCUUCUCCUUCCAUUUAUAAAUAGUAGUAACAACAAAAAAUGCAUCAUCAGUGUUUGAAGUGUUUGAACUGACAUUAAAAAUGAUCCCUGCAGAUCCAGAGUCUGUCAGCAGAGCUUCAGUGUGUGCGAGAGGAGAAGGAGACUCUGCAGACCAUCGCUCAAAGCUCUGCAGAGGAGACGGAGAAGCUGCAGUCUGCUGUGUCUUCUCUCACCGAAGAGAGAGAUCAGCUCAAGACAGACAUGCAGGAAAGUGUGGAGAUGGUGAGUCAACAACAGACCAUGAUUAGUCUGGAUUACAAGUUUUAUGUCAGCUGUUUAUCUUUGUUUUAGCAGUUAAAAGUCUGAAAUAUUAACAUGUUAUCGAAUUGAACAGAUGAUAGAAAAUCAGGAGGAGCUCCGGUCAGCUCUGGAGAAAACUAAGGAACAGAAGAAGCUAAUCGAACAACUACAGACCGCACAAACAUCCAAACAGGACACUCUUCAGUCUGAGACAAGUGAACAGCUGGAGAAACUACAAACACAGGUAAGAGUUUUUUAGGGCAUCAGGAAAACUUUGUCUGUCUGUUUGUUGGUCAGAUAGUCAAAAUCAUUCCUUGAUAACAUUUUUAUGGCCACUGUGCUGAUUCCUGAUCAAUAUUUUUCCUGAUCCCUCAGAUUCAGAGCCUGACGGAGCAGCUGCAGAGCGUCCUAUCAGAGAGAGACUGUCUGCUGAGUGAGAGGACGGCCAGCUCUCACAGCGAGGAGAUGGAGAAGCUGCAGCACAGAGUGACGUCUCUCAGCACGGACAGAGAUCAGCUGCAGGAGACUCUGGAGGCUCUGAGAGAGCAGAAGCAGCAGAUCACACAAGAAAUGCAGGACAGGGUGGACACACUGCAGGCUGAGGUUGGUGCUGGAGAGACUUCAUUUUUGGGUUUCAACACCAAGUUCCCAGAAACUUGAAUGUACUUGUCUGAGGGAGAAGAAUUUAUAGACCUAGUUUGAUGAUUUUUUUUUUUCCUUUCUUGGAUUGAAAAAAAUCCGAUUUUAUUUUUCGCCUGUAUUGAACAGCCUUAGUUGAUUCAAACUGUUAAAUAUCAGUUGUUUUGUUGUCUUUAUUUUAAUUUAUCAUUUUUUCACUCUGUCAUUCCAGUAUGCUGAAACCCAAAUUCUACUUCAGACUCUUGAAAACAAGCUUGAGGAGAAGAAUUCAGAUCAGAAGACACUCUUAGAGCAAAAAGAGUCUGGUCUAAUGGAACAGGUGAGAUUUCUCUUAGUGAAGCUGUCUUCUUUUCCUUCCCUGUCAGUGUUAAAACUGACUGACCUUGAAAAUGAUCCCUGCAGAUCCAGAGUCUGUCAGCAGAGCUUCAGUGUGUGCGAGAAGAGAAGGAGACUCUGCGGACGUUGGCUCAGAGCUCUGCAGAGGAGACGGAGAAGCUGCAGUCUGCUGUGUCUUCUCUCACCGAAGAGAGAGAUCAGCUCAAGACAGACAUGCAGGAAAGUGUGGAGAUGGUGAGUCAACACCUGACCGUGAUCAGUCUGGAUUACGACAGAAAAUAACAAAAGUUUUCUUUCAGUUGUUUAUCUUUGUUUUUAUGGAUCUCCCAGUCUGAAAUAUGAAUGUGUUCUUGAAUUGAACAGAUGAUAGAAAAUCAGGAGGAGCUGCGGGCGGCUCUGGAGAAAAAUACAGAGCAGAAAAAACUGAUCGAAGAGCUACAGACAGCACAGACACCCAAUCAGGACACUCCACAGCCUGAGACAAGUGAACAGCUGGAGAAACUACAAACACAAGUAAGAGUUUCUGCUAGAGCUUUAUUUACCUCCAUGUGUCUUAUAGUUCACUUUCACUUCAACAGCUUCAUCACUCUGGUUUUUGCACACACAGAUCACACAAGAAGACGGUUGUCAGAGAAACACAAACAUACUAGGCUGUGCGCAUGAAGGCAUCACAGUCAUCAAAUGAUCUUUCAUUAGGGCUUACUGGUCAUGCCACCCUGCUGAUUUCUUCUGUCAGGAUACGAUUCUGCUAUUUUUGUAUGUCUGCUUCGGUUCAGCAUUUAUUCAGUCAGACUUUCCAACCAUGUGAGAAAAAAUGUCUGAAUUUGAAACAGAGACAGGCACACAAAGACAUAAACCUGCAGCUUCUGUGUAUCAUCCAGGAGUGUAAUGUGUUUGUAUUAAGAGUAAUGUUGAUUAUAAAAGCGGGGAUGAUUUGAAAAAUCUAUUUAUGGGACAAAGUCAGAUACUUAGGGUUCUAGCAGCUUCUACUUCAUAUCUAGUUUGAUGUCUGAUUGUUGAAGAUAAAAAGUCUCAAUAAUAAAAGUACAAAAGAUUUCACAUUGAGGGUUGAGGUGAGUGCUCUGUGAAUAAAUCCUGAUCAAUAUUUUUCCUGAUCCCUCAGAUUCAGAGCCUGACGGAGCAGCUGCAGAGCGUCGUAUCAGAGAGAGACUGUCUGCUGAGUGAGAGGACGGCCAGCUCUCACAGCGAGGAGAUGGAGAAGCUGCAGCACAGAGUGACGUCUCUCAGCACGGACAGAGAUCAGCUGCAGGAGACUCUGGAGGCUCUGAGAGAGCAGAAGCAGCAGAUCACACAAGAAAUGCAGGACAGGGUGGACACACUGCAGGCUGAGGUUGGUGCUGGAGAGACUUUAUUAGGGUUUCAAUACCAAGUUGUAUGCAGCCUGAAUUUAAUUUAUAGUUCAGCAUUUUGUCUUGAUUUUAGUUGAAGAUCUACAUUAUCCAAAAUUAAAAAAAAAAAAAUUGGUCUGAGAAAUAUCUCUAAAAUAUCCUCCAAUGAUUCACGUCAAUAAGAGCUGCUUUGUUUGGAUAAGCUACUGCUGUCUUCAUUUUUUUUUCAGAAGCUUUUGAUCCCCUACUGUUGCUUCUGCAUAGCUGUUGUAUCAUCUGUUGAAUAUCAGUUGUUUUGUUGUCCUCAUUGUAAUUCAUCAUUUUUCACUCUGUAAUUCCAGGCUGCUGAAACCCAAAUUCUACUUCAGACACUUGAAAACAAGCUUGAGGAGAAGAAUUCAAAUCAGAAGACACUCUUAGAGCAAAAAGAGUCUGAUCUACUGGAACAGGUGAGAUUACUCUUAAGUGAAGCUGUCUACUUUUCCUUCCCUGUCAGUGUUUGAAGUCUUUGACUGACAUUAAAAAUGAUUCCUGCAGAUUCAGAGUCUGUCAGCAGAGCUUCAGUGUGUGCGAGAAGAGAAGGAGACUCUGCAGACGUUGGCUCAGAGCUCUGCAGAGGAGACUGAGAAGCUGCAGUCUGCUGUGUCUUCUCUCACCACAGAGAGAGAUCAGCUCAAGAUGGACAUGCAGGAAAGUGUGGAGAUGGUGAGUCAACACCUGACCAUGAUCAGUCUAGAUUACAAUAGAACAUAACACGUUGUUUUCCAUCAGCUAUUAAACUAUUUUUAUGGAUCUCCCAGUCUGAAAUAUGAACGUGUUCUUUAAUUGAACAGAUGAUAGAAAAUCAGGAGGAGCUGCGGGCGGCUCUGGAGAAAAAUACAGAGCAGAAAAAACUGAUCGAAGAGCUACAGACCACACAGACAUCUAAACAGGACACUCUUCAGCCUGAGACAAGUGAACAGCUGGAGAAACUACAAACACAGGUAAGAGUUUCUGAGGGAAUCAGGAAAACUUUAGAUCUGUUGGUCAGAUAGAAAGUCACAAUCAUCCUUUGAUGAGAUGUAUCAAAAACAGGAAGGUCACUGCCAGAGCUGGAUCAACUUUUUAUUAUCUCAAAGUUCAAUCAAGCUGAUUUGUUUGUUUAUGGUUUUGACUUUUGCACAUAAAGAGGCUGCUCUGGUCUUGUUGUUUGCUAAGGACAAGGUCAAAUACCUCGGGUUAGGACCGCUCCUCCUCCCUCUAUUUUGAUGCUUAAUAGUUGUAGAUAAGAAGUCUGAAUGAUCAGAGGACAAAAAGAUUUUACAUUGAUCCCUCAGAUUCAGAGCCUGACAGAGCAGCUGCAGAGCAUCCUAUCAGAGAGAGACUUUCUGCUGAGUGAGAGGACGGCCAACUCUCAGAUUCACAGCGAGGAGAUGGAGAAGCUGCAGCACAGAGUGACGUCUCUGAGCACGGACAGAGAUCAGCUGCAGGAGACUCUGGAGGCUCUGAGAGAGCAGAAGCAGCAGAUCACACAAGAAAUGCAGGACAGGGUGGACACACUGCAGGCUGAGGUUGGUGCAUUCACACACUGAUGUGCUGCCCCACCAUAACAAAAAAAAGAGUGUUUUUGUUGUAAAGCUCAAACCUGAGAGCCCUACAAAAACAAGUUGGUUCAGGUCUUCUACCAGAUUUGAUAACAACAUAAAAAAGCAUGAAUUACGGCCAUAUUUGUCUUAAAAAAUUUUCAAAGUUUUUUUAAUACGGUGUGAUUUUUGUCUUUCAUAGAUGAACCAGCUUCAAGGUACACUCCAGGCUGUCAGCCAGCAGAAGAACCAGCUGGAGGAUGACCUGCAGCAAAACAUGGAGACAGUAAGGCGACUUAGAUAUUAAGAGCCUGCACUAACACACAACUAUGUUUUGGAACUCUUACAAAGAAAUCUCAGUUUUUUUUUUUAACCAUUAUUUUCAUCUUUUUAGGCCACACAGACUCAAAGUCGUCUGAACUCACUUCAAGAGCAGCUCCAGGAGCAGACAGAGAGAAACAUGGAGGUGGAAAGACUGAGCCAGGAGAGACAAACUCAGGUAUUAACUUCAAACCAUUUCAACUUCAUCUGAAAUCUUUGUUUCUUUUCUCAAAGACUAAACUUUUUUUCUCUAUAUCUUGAUUUCAGGUCACUGAGGCUGAGUGUCGUCUGCAGUCUGUCCAAGAGGAGCUCCAGCAGCUGAAACAAAAACAAGCGAAUCAGAUGAAACUCUCUGAGCAGAAGGAAUCAGACUUGGAGCAACAGGUCAUUUUAACCUUAAAUCAUUGAUGUUUUAAAUCGUGUUGCGUCUUCUUAACCAGGGUUUGAGACUUAAAGUUGAAUAUUUUUGUUCAAACAGAUAAAAGGUCUAUCAGAGCAGCUCGUGGGUGUCCAAGCAGAGAGAGACGACCUGCUGUUGGAGAAAGAGGCGAGCUGUCAGAGAGUCUCAGAGGAGAUGAGGAGACGAGUGACGUCUCUCAGCACGGACAGAGAUCAACUGCAGGAGACUCUGAACGCUCUGAGAGAGCAGAAGCAGCAGAUCACACAAGAAAUGCAGGACAGGGUGGACACACUACAGGCUGAGGUUUGUGCAUUCAUACAAACAUGGUUAGUCUUAUUGUUAGUAAGGCUUUUAUUUGACAUGUUUCCUUUUAUCUUCAGAUCACAUCCCUCCGAGAGCAGCUGAGCAAGCAGAAGGUGGAGGAAGCGGAGAGAGAGGCUGAGCUGCAAGAAAAAGUACAUCCAACUCAUCUCAUAGUGCUGGAAUUUUCUCUCACCUGUGAGCUCUGUACUGACCAUGUCUCUGUCGGUGAAUUUUCAGGUGCAGCAGCUCAAGGAGGAGCUUCAGGUGACCAGGGAGAAACAAACAAUUCCUGAGACUGAAGCUGACACUUCACAGCAGGUCUGUUAUCACCCCUUCUGGUCUGAACUGAACUCAGAGUUUCAGGAUCGAUCAUCCUCAUCGAGUUAGCGGUCACUUCUUUUAGCUCCAUCUGCUGAGUAUUAGGAUGUAACAACAAAAUAUGGAGGCUGUUUAUUACAGAUGGGAGAAAAAAUUUAUUCAUAUGCGUAUCGCAAUUUUUUUUUUUUUACAAUUCGGAGAUCUUUUUAUUUGUUGUUGUUCAAAAAUUGAUUGUUUUUUUUUUUUUUUUUUUUUUAUUCCAAUUUGGGGAUCUUUUUUUGUUCAAAAAUUGAUUGUUUUUUUUUUUACAAUUUUGAGCUUUUUUUUUGUUGUUCAAAAAUUUUUAAAUUAUUAUUAUUAUUUUUUUUUUAUUUAAGGAUAAGUCUUAAAAAAUGACUUACAUGUGAUGUGUAUUUUUGGGGGAAAUAUGGUUCCUGGAAUAGUCAGUAGACAAUUCUAAUCAUUCAACCGUUUCAUUGGUGUUAAAAAUGCAGACUAAAAAUCAAGAAAAUCGACAAUAUAAUAGAAUCACAAUUUAAAUCGAAUCGGCAUCCAAAAAAAUCAUAGAAGAAUCGAAAUGGGAGAAAACCAUUAUGUCCCAGCUCUAUUGUUUAUCAUAGCAUAUGCAAAAAAAAACAAAUAAAUAAAGGUUCAGUCCUUCAUUUUUUUUGUUUGCUUCUCUUUUAGUUGCUCAGUGAAGCAAACAAAAGCACUUACGCUCUUCAAGAACAGCUGAGCAGCAAGGUCAGAGAGUCCGCAAUGUCACGACUGCAAGAAUCCACCGACCAGCUUCAGGUAAUUUCAACACAUUUUGACUUUAUUGACGUCUAAGAGCUGAGCAUAAACUCUGACACCACUCUACUCCCAUUACAGGAGGCCCUCAAGAAGUUCGAGGACUUCCACAAAUUCUGUUUCAAGUACAACUCUAAAGCUCUGAAGAAGAUUCAGCGCGACAUGCCUUCUCUGACCCAUCUGCCAAAUACCACCUUAAACCUCUUCAAUGCCGUCGAUGAGAUGGGGCAGCAAGGUUUCCGGACUCUGGGAGAAUUCAUGGUAAAAAUAGAGUUUCUUACAAUUUAAAAAGUGAGAGAGGUCUCAUCAAUUAAGGGUCUAAAAUGAACGUUCCUGCCGCUUGCCUCCUCAGGACAACUUGCAGGCGAGGGCCCAGGGCUACAAGACUGUCUUUGAGGAUCUGGUGCAGAAAGAUCUGGAUGUUUACGAGGAGAGACGCCUGCAGGACGUGCUGCAGUGCAAAGCUCAGGCAACCAGCUGCUCUUUGAAGGAUGAAGAUUUCAACAUGUUGUGGGAGCAAAGACUGAGCAGGCUGCUGGAGAAAAGAACCCUCUGCCUGCAGGUGAGCUCUGAUGCUCUGCAUGUCACUUUUUCUUGAAGGAGUUUCUGUCCUUUUUUAGAAUGAAAAAGCCACAACUCCAUUUCAAGGCAAGAAGAAGAAUCAUUGGAAAAUCUGCAGUGAAACAGGAAGUCAUCAUUUACAGUUUCUCUGUGUUUUACAGGAUAUGGAGAGCGUUCUGGGGAAGCUGUGGAAAAUCAUCGAGCCUUUCUGCCAGGAGCUGCAGAUUGAGAUGAAAUCGAUGGAGAGAUUAGCUGGCAAUUUCAAGAACAUCAUGAAACAGCCAGUCAGCUACGGCAACAACUUCCUGAGUCAGGAGCAGGACCUCAGGUCUGCAGAGGCUCACAACCGGGCGAAAACUUUCCAGGUAAAAGCAGUUAAUACACACCACUGUUUUUGUAUAUCCAUACAUUUUUGUUUGUUUGAAAGAAGUUAUUCUGCUCCCUGUUUUUGACUUCAUGUUUGAUCACUUGAUUACAGUUUGGAUUGUUCACAAAAGAAAAGGUACCAAACGGAUUCCUACACUAGAUUAAUCUAAGUGUAAUUGCUUGUCUGCGCCCCACAGAGCAUCACUGAUGAGCACAACCGACAGGCUGAGUCGCUCAAGCUGCUUCAAUCUCAGACCGACAACGAGCUCAGAGAGGAGAGAAGCAGGAGGUCCACUCUGCUGCAGGCACUAGAGGGCGCUCCUCUGAAGACAGAGCCGUCUCUGCUGAAAGACAACCAGCGACUUCUUUUGAAGCUCCAGCAAACUGAGGAGAGAAUCAGAGUAAGUACGCUUCAUGUGUGUCCUUUGACAUUCAGUGCAAAUGAAACAUCUAAUCUGUAGUAACAGUGAGCUCAAGCAUUUCUACUUUUGAGUAAUCAUAAUCCACAUCUGAAGAAAGAUUUAGUAACUGUACUUCAAGCAAACAAAUUCAUAUAACUCAGGACAGGGUCGUGUUCACCUCUGUGUUUCAUGAGCGCCUCUUUUACCAACACUCUGGAAAUGUUAGUGAGCCCAAGAGACCCGUUUCUGGAGUUUUUGCAGGCUGCUAUUUGAGUUACAACAAAUAUGAGGGUUUGAAAAUCUUCAUAUGGAGGUUGGAUCCACUACCUACAAAAAGGGAUAAGGGCCACAAGAAGAGAAAAAAAUUAUUACAGGAGGGAGAUUUUUAAAAUUUCGAGAUUAAAGUCAAGAUUUUAAAAAGUCAAAUUUUCGACUUUAUUCAUAUUGACUUUAAUGUCACAAUUUCAACUUAAAUUUAAAAUUUUAUUAAUUAACAUUAAUAACUUUUCAACAUUUUGUUAUCUCCAAAUUUCAACUUUAAUCUGGAAAUUUUGUUUUUAAUGUCAAAGUACGGACUUUAUUAACAUAAUUUAGAUUUUUUUUAGUCUCGAAUUUCGAUUUUAAUCUCCUUCCUGUAAUUAUUAUUAUUUUUCUCUUCAUGUAGCCCUAAUCCUCUUUCACAAUUAUCUCAUCUCAAACAGAAAGAAAAUAAUUACAGGAAGGAAAUUAAAAUCAAAAUUUCAAGAUUGAAAAAAAUCCAAAAUUAUGUCAAUAAAGUCAAUAUUUCGACAUUAAAAAUUGAAAUUUCGAGAUCAAAGUCGAAAUUUGGAGAUAACAAAAUGUCGAAAAGUUAAUAAUGUUGAAAUUUUGAGAUUAAAAAAAUUUAAAUUAUGAGAUUUAAGUUGAAAUGUUGACAUUAAAGUCGACAUGAAUGAAGUCAAAACUUCAACCUUUUAAAGUUUCGAAUUUCAUCUCAAAAUUUGGUCUUUAAUCUUGAAAUAGAAAUUUGAAAAAAACCUCCCUCCUAUAAUUAUUUUUUUUCUCUUCAUGUAGCCCUUAUCCUCUUUCAUGAUUAUCUCAUCUCAAACAGGCAUGGCUGGAAAACCUAAAUGUGUGACAGUUGUGUUUUUUUUUGUGUUUUCAGGCUUUGUGUGAAGAGAGAGAGCAGCUGGAGGAGGCUCAAAUCACCACCAACAGCCGCUUGUCCAACCACAAACAGGCCACGCAGCUUCUGCAGACCGAGCUGCAGGACAGCCAAGCACAGGUGGAGGAGAAGGAGAGCAUAAUCCAGACUCUGAGAAGCAAACUGAGGCAGUCUGAGGUUCGUCUAAACAGCUUCUCUUAUAAAUAUCAGGGAUGGCUGUGGCUUAUAUCUUUGCAAUAAAUUCUAACUUUACAUGCUCUGCUCUGAGCAGUUUUUUUGACAUGAUGAUCAUUUUGUUUUAGGAAAACGCCCCCCCAAGUGUUGCAGAGCUGGAAAAACUGAAAAAUAAACUUUUCAAAGUGGAGACAGAUUUGAGCUCAGCAUCUGAGAAACACCAAAUAGAGUAAGAGCUUGAUUCUCUUUCUCUGAUAUUGUGAUUGGUUAGUGGUGUGUUGUAGUUUUAGGGUUUUAGUGUUUUCCUUCUUUUUAAGUCGUUAUAUAAGAAAUGAUUAAACCUUUCAGUUUGUUUUUUGUGACGAAUAAUGGGGAAAAUCGGACGUCCUCGACCGACUUUGUUUCCCCUCUCAAAAAGAAAACGUAGGCUCUUCAUUUACUGACUCUUUGUCUUUGUCAGGAUCAAGAGGAUGACUGCACUGCUGAAUGGAAAAGAGGAGUCUCUAAGAAAGCUGAAGGAGACUUUGAGGAAAUCACAGCAGCAGGGAGAGGAGUCCUGUAAGUCAGCAGGAAGUUAGUUUUAGUGUAAUAACUAUUUCAACAUUUUGGUCCCUGUUUGUGGAGCUCUUUGUUUGUAACUCAUCUAAAGAAGAUAAUAACACACUGUGGUUGUUUUGAAUUCAGUCCUACAGGGUGAGGACCUUCAUGCCAGACUGACAAACCCCAAAGGUUCACUCAUCACGAGCAGUGUCCUGCAGGAGAAGGCCAAGCUGGAGGAGGAAGUGAAACAGCUUCAUCUGAAAAUAGCCGAGCUGGAGAGGUGAGGCAACGUUUGACGGUGAAACUUCUCAGACAGGUGGUGUUUAAAUUGUCGUAGCUGACAUCUUGUCCCUCUGUCACAUCAGCCUGGUGUCCAGUCAGCUGGUCGAGAUCAACAAGUGGAAGAGCCGAGCCGUCAAGCUGAAGGCCAAGAACAAAAGCGACACGGACAAGUCACCCCCUCGCACUCCAGCCAAAAGAGACCUCCCCGACACCUCUGACUCUUCCAUCAUCCACAGCCCACUGAAGAAGUUUGUAGCUGCUCCCAGGGAGGUUCUCGACUCUCCAAGAAAGAUUUUGUCUGUCAAGAAUCUGCCCGACUCUCCCAAGGUCCCUUGGCUCAACUCUCCUAAGAGCAGGUUCUUCGAUAUUGAAGGGAGUUCAGAUCUGAUUUCCAGGAACUGUCCCAAACAGUUCUUUGAUAACUCCGGCCUGGGAACUGUUCCAGGUAAGUUUUAGCUUAAGUUCCUUACUGUACUGUUAUGUGAUAAUGGCGACAUCAUAUAGACCUGCACUGUUUGUUUUGACAGAGAUCUCCCAAGCUCCUGACACAUCAGAUGCAGAGAGGGGUAAUUGCUGUUUCGUAGAGCUAUGUUUCACUGAGGGUGUGCUAACAGAAACACAGGGUAAUAGGGUUUAACCAGUCUCCCUUAUCAGGACACAUGCACCAACCCUCUUUCGUCAAAGCCAUAAGACUCCAUUGACAAAAUCAAUCAAUUUAUAUUGAUCAGGGAGAGGGUGCUGCUGUCCAUGUUGGCUUAGUUUCACUGGGUAAUUGUGUGUAAUGAAAAUAUCUUGAAUCUGAACUAACUAUCCAUUUAAAGCCUCUGAUUGUAAAGCAAACUAAAGAUUUAUUAAACUUGAUAAUUGAAAGAAAACACCAGGUCCUGCUGACUGCACUCUUUAGCAUGUUAAAACCCAUAAUUUGUUGUUUGAAAGUACUUUUCUCCGGUUUAGCCAUGCCCCACGGGUCCAGGUCCAGUUUCCCCUUGUGGCCUCUUUCACGUCACUCAUCACUCUCUCCUUUGUUUCCUGCUCUAUCCACCAUCCUCUAUCUGUCACUUAAGUCCAGUAAUUUUCUUUGUUUCAAGUGUGGAUAAUUGAUUUUGUCUAAAACAGAAUCUGGUGUGUUGCAGGUGCAGCAGUUGGAGGACUGUCCGCGGACAAAAAGGAGGAGUGGUGGCCUCUUACUCAAGAGAAGGAACAAUGCAAAACUCAGUAAAAUGUUCCACAUGUGCAAUAUUUGUCUUUUUAAAUGUCUUUAGCUUCAGUAUUUUUAGUUUGAAAUAAA
Xyrichtys novacula (pearly razorfish) is the source of this 20180-nucleotide messenger RNA. The record is from the annotation of a GenBank genome assembly. NCBI's taxonomy places the organism in Eukaryota, Metazoa, Chordata, Actinopteri, Labriformes, Labridae.